Molecule: messenger RNA, 1584 nt
Organism: Gigantopelta aegis
Lineage: Eukaryota; Metazoa; Mollusca; Gastropoda; Neomphalida; Peltospiridae
Product: calmodulin-A-like
Exons: 5
Coding region: 86-538 (150 amino acids)
Molecular function (GO): calcium ion binding; enzyme regulator activity
Source: RefSeq, a predicted model, not a curated record
CGACAAACAGACUUGCUUCUGGAUUUGCUCAACGAUUUCUCCCCGUAAACCGCUGCAUCGUACAGAAGAGGAAAUUUAAUCCCAAAUGGCUGCAGAGAGUUUGAAUGAGGAUCAGAUUGCUGAAUUCAAAGAGGCGUUCAGUCUAUUUGACAAAGAUGGAGAUGGCUGUAUCACGACAAAAGAGUUGGGAACUGUGAUGAGGUCACUAGGUCAGAAUCCAACAGAAGCCGAAUUACAAGACAUGAUCAACGAGGUGGACGAAGAUGGUAAUGGAACAAUCGAUUUUGCUGAAUUUCUAACGAUGAUGGCCAAAAAGAUGAAAGACACCGAUUCAGAAGAUGAAAUACGUGAAGCAUUCCAGGUUUUUGAUAAGGAUGGAAACGGUUUCAUAAGUGCAGCUGAAUUGAGGCAUGUGAUGACAAAUUUGGGGGAGAAAUUAACCGAUGAAGAGGUAGACGAAAUGAUCAGGGAAGCAGAUAUUGAUGGUGAUGGACAAGUUAACUAUGAUGAGUUUGUGAAGAUGAUGACCACAAAGUGAAAAUCGUUAAACUCAUCUGCUCACCGAGAUUGAAGACAAUGCAUUGUUAUUUUACAGUUAUCGUCAGGUGCAUCUGACACAUCUUUCAUUUGUUUCCAAACGUGUAUGUGUACAUGAGUGUGUAUUAUACAUACACACUACCACUAACAAACAUGCUCAAGGACUCAAAUGUUUCCUUUUAAACAGCCAUCUCUCUAUUUAUUGUCUAUUUAUUUAUGAGAGAACACCGUUCUGUUCCCCCAAAUCAUCUAUGAUACUAGUAGUACAACUUGACCCCUAUCUGUCUUAAGAUGCUACUUUUAUAUUGUGGCCUAUCUAUAAGAUUCCACCGUUUUAUACUGUGACCUGUCUUAAGAGACCACCGUUUUAUACUGGGCAUGUCUUAAAAGGUCAUUGUGUUAUACUGUCCUGUCUUAAGAGGACACUUAUAAUGUAGCCUGUAAUAAGAGGUCACUGGUUUUUAAUGUAGCUUGCAAUAAGAGAUAACUGUUUUAUACUGUGACCUGUAAUAAGAGAUAACUGUUUUAUACUGUGACCUGUAAUAAGAGAUCACCGUUUUAUACUGUGACCUGUAAUAAGAGAUCACCGUUUUAUACUGUGACCUGUAAUAAGAGGUCACUGUUUUAUACUGUGAACUGUCUUAUGAGACCCUCGUUUUCUACUGGGCAUGUCUUUAGAGGUCAUUGUUUUAUACUGUGGCGUAUAAUAAGAGGUCACCAUUUUAUACUGUAGCUUGUCUUAAGACGUCACUAUUUUAUACUGUGGCUUGUCUUAAUAGGUCACUGUUUUAUAUUGUGGCCUGUAAUAAGAGAUCACUGUUUUAUAAUGUGGCCUGUCUUAAGUGGUCAUUUACAUACUGUGGUCUGCAUUUAGACAUUAGUCUGUUAUACAUUAAAUGCUAGAUUUUCAGACAAAUUUGUUUUUAAAAUGGGGGAAGAGUGAAAUUCUGGUGGUUUUUUUAUAUUAACACUACUGGAAAUAAUGCAUAUCAAGCAAAAAACAUUUUCAAUAAUAAAACAGGAUGGUGGAUGAAACAGGAGUGGGGA